Messenger RNA from Dermacentor andersoni, 4741 nucleotides. RefSeq names its product Negative elongation factor A (gene Nelf-A). Gene Ontology annotation, biological process: negative regulation of transcription elongation by RNA polymerase II. Gene Ontology annotation, cellular component: NELF complex. The record is from RefSeq and is a predicted model, not a curated record. NCBI's taxonomy places the organism in Eukaryota, Metazoa, Arthropoda, Arachnida, Ixodida, Ixodidae.
AAAGUAGAAGCGGCCAAAAGCGGAGAUCACGCGGUGAAGCCCGGUUUGAGGCUACCAGUUUCUCAAAAUGGCGUCCGAAAAAUUGUUCGAUUCAAGAUGGCGUACGUGCGCGACAGCGACACGUCGCUGUGGCUACAUAAUAAGCUCGGAACGAGUAAUGAUCUGUGGUCUGGCUAUUCCAUAUGUUCCCAGCUAAACCAGGAUGUGUUAAAAAACAUUAGAGAGUGUUUCAUUGACCUACAAUCGCAGGUUAAGCUAAAACUGCUACUCUCCUUCCUGCACAUACCGCGACGCAAUGUCGAAGAGUGGAAGGCCGAAUUAGAGGACAUCCUGGAGGUGGCGUCCGCUGACAGCGACCAGUGGGUCAGCAUGCUCGCCGAGCUACUGAGGUCAUUUCCCGGCAGUGGGACACUCAACUUCAACAUCGAAGAGAACUCUGGUGUCUUUGUCGACCUCUGUAACGACCUCCGAAAGCUGGUGAAAAAGCAUGCUGACAAGAACAUCCUUCCUCUGGAGUGCCUCUACCUCAACAAACAUGCCCUGACUGCGUUGGUUGGCCAACUUCCGCAGCCCGUGAAGCACUUUGCUCUGAAGCGCAAGCCCAAGUCAGCUGCCCUCCGGGCCGAGCUGCUCCAGAAGUCGCAAGAUGCCUUGUCCAAUGCCAAGCGGAACACAUCAUCUUCAUCUGUGCCAAUUAGGUGUCGAGGGCUUACAAAGAACCUGAAUGAUUCAAGUCCCUUGAGGGGUAUUCCCAGCCGUGUGCCAACAGGUGGCUUCAAGACACCCACCAGUGGCAACCGCCUGAGCUCAGGUACUCCACUUAGUCGGUCCCUCACCAAGCCUCUGGGGAACAAGAAAGAUGGCGGCAUCAAGUUGCUGGACAUCAAUGAGCAGCCACUUGGUUACGGAAGGGAUGCUAAGCGGAGGAAAAAACCUACAGAGGAAAUUCCCGAGAUGCAGAAGAAAGACAAGGAGGCACCGACUACACCCACAACUUCAGCAGCACCUGUGACGCCAGAUUAUGCAGCUGGCUUGCUUUCAUCAUCACAGCUCUCGUCAGUGCCAGCCUCACCUGCUGCUUCUUAUGGUAUACCGGCCACAAGUACAGCCUUACCAGCCAUUGCUGCUAAGACUAAUCCACCAUUGCAAGCUUCAGGGGGCACUGGCAGCCAAGUUGGGACCACAACCAAGCCAGGGGCUACACUGGAGCAGGGCACUGCUGCACCAGCGCAACCACACGAGGCCAUGCCGCCCAGCACAAGUGUGGAUGCGAGCACAGGCAUGGCAUCGGCGGCGGCAACUGUGGUGGCCCCAACAACAAGCACCGUGGUGACGGUUGCAGCACCGCCCAAUGCAGUGGUACGCCGCACCACGGCCACCAUAGGAGAACUGGGUGCCCUGAACAGUGCCACCACCACUGCGGCCGUGCAGCACAUCGCGGUGCAGAAGGUGCAGCCCGUGGUGUCGCAGCAGACGGCAGUUGUGGUCACCACCCAGCCACAGCAGCGCGUUGGGCUCUCCCUCUCGUUGGACCAAGUUUCUGAAGCACAGGAAAUGUUCAAGAACUCCAACAAAGUGUCACGUUCUGAGAAGGCGCUCAUCCUGGGUUUCAUGGCUGGUUCCAGAGCCAAUCCUUGCCCUGAGCUUGGAAACCUGAUCACCAUCCGGCUGAGUGAAAACAAGGAAGAAAUUGUCCAGCCCAAUGGUACCGUGAAGCAGGCCAUCGUGGAGACACACUUUCAGAUGAACUACACCACAGGGGAGUGGAAGCGUGUGCGAAAAAUCCGGGAAGUGGAAGACUGAAAAAAAGAAAAAGAAAGGAAAGCUGGCUUCACUUGGUGAAGUUCGCUGAAGUUUUUUUUUUUUUUUUUUUUUGUGAAGUGAGAAUGGUCAGUGUCUUGAAAGGUGGUAUGAAUGACAGUGGAUGGCAGUGCGUUUUGGACGAGGCUCAGUGUGCUACGUGUUGCAUCAAAAAGGAAGGAGGAGGAUACAGAUGGCACGUUUGGUGCGUAAGGACACUAAUCUCCCUUUCCCCUCUUUUUCUUUCUUUUUUUUCUCUGGCAGGCAGCAAAAGUCAUUGCAGUUUUUAUGGUGUUGUACCACUUUGAUAAAAAGAAAAAGUGCCCUGAGCAUCUCUGUAGGAUUGUUUUCUCAUGCACUCGGGAGUUCUUUCCUCUCUCUCUCUCUCUCAGUAGUUAAAGUAUACAUGCACCUCCUGCAAUAUGUACAAGGUAUUGAAUAGAAAAGAGACAAGGAUGAUGUCACUGAGUGAGUGUCGUCUCAUGUAGACCCUUUUUAUCGAAUGCGCAGUGUUGAUUUUGGCAAGCUGAUCCAAACAGCAACCUUUUUCUUUAUUAUUAUUAUUAUUAUUUAAAAACAUUUUUGACUCUGGUACCUUUUUUCGAGCUUUGACAGGAAAUGCAGUUACCUGCCUUUGAUCUCAGGAGUGCCUUUGGUUGGCAUCGUAUUUGAGCUUUUGACAGGCAUGUGGCCACUCACAGAGGGUCCUUGUAUAUGCAGACUUUGUAAUCAUGGGAGACCUAUGGUUAAGAACCAAAUGCACUCUUUAACCAGACACCACUGAAUAUCGCUGAAUGCUCCACGCAUGUCAUUCUUUAUGUGUAUGGUACUCACUCAUUCUAAUUGCCUCCUCCUCCCCUCAUCUUUUUUUUUUUCAUUUGGCAUUCUUGCAAGGCAUCAUUGACUGUAAUUAGGAGCUCCAUGUCGCAAGUCCAUUGGGGGGGUUAGAGUGUACUAGAACAUGGAGAGUGUCCGGAACGGCCGCUCUUUCAAUGCAGUCAAAGUGAAGCCAAAAGACCAUAACGCCAUUGGGGGCGCUACGAUCAGUAGCGCUCACGCGGCGUGGUGCAGAGGUAGAAUGUCUGCCUCCCAUGCAAAAGACUGGGUUUCGAAUCUCAGCUAGUGGUAAUGUUUUUAUCUCUUUUUUAAUGCUUCAUGUGUUGAUGUUUAAAUUCUUUAUACUGCUGCUUAAUACUUGCUUCCGUUGCCAUGUGAUGCAAGAAAGAGUGAACUAUAACAUGGAGGAACAACCACAAAAUAAGAUUUUUUAAUAUCGAACGAUAAUUUUUGCAACGCCACCUCACGGAAAUGAACAAACCUAUCCCAACCAAAGCGUGGCCUCUGAGACCUGUACGCAUACACAAUCCUGCCAACGCUGGCUCGACAGGCUUCGCUGGCUGUGUUUUCCGUAGCCAUCGACGCAAUAGCGCUAAAGAAGUGAUAUUUUGCCUGUGCUUUCAUUCUUGCUAAUUAUAAACAAAACAAUGGACAUGAUGGUAUGCAUGAGCUGAGUGUAUGCAAAUGAGAUUUGUGCAUAGAGUUAGGUUUAAUUAAUUAACAGCGAAGACUACCUUUCUUGAACAGCGUUCUUUAUUAGCAUAAUACUUUGACUUUUCAAAAUAUUUACAGCAGUGCAUGCUUCUUGGCAUACCAUCAGCGAUGGGAGACUUCUCUCUUGGGGUGCAUUAAGUGUAUGAGUACGUGCGUUGACAAAGCAUAUGCAGUAUUUGAACCGUGCCGUUUCGCGGUCACCGAACGUUGGCUACUACAGCCCGUUUCCCUUUUGCGUCGAUGGCUUCGGAAAACACUGCCAGCGAAGCCUGUCGAGUCAGCGUCGGCAGGCUUGUGUAUGCGUACAGGUCUCGGAGGCCACGCAUUGGUUGAAAUAGUUUUGUUCAUUCCCGUGAGGUGGCGCUGCAAAAAUUAUCGUUCAAUGUUAAAAAAUUUAAUUUUGUUGUUAUUCCUCCAUGUUAUGGUUCACUCUUUCUUGCAUUACAUAGCAACGGAAGCAAGUAUUAAACAGCAGUAUAAAUAAUUUAAACAUCAACUCAUGAAGUAUUAAAAAAAAGAGAAAAACACUACCCUUUGCUGAGAUUCGAAUUGGGCCUUUUGCGUGGGAAGCAGACAUUCUACCUCUGCACCACGCCGCGUGAGUGCUACCGAUCGCAGCGCCCCCAACGGCGUUAGGGUUGUUUGGCUUCACUUUUGGAAGCUCAUUCCGGGCACUCUCCAAUUCUAGGUCACUCUAGGGUUGUCUUUAACCUUGUACAGUAUACAUCCUAGUGUGAUUAUGAUGAAGUGUUUUCCACUCCAUUGCUAUUUAGUCGCAGAGAUGACAAUUGGAUUGUGAGGCAGAAGGCAGACUCACUGUUUGUGUUUGGGCCUGUGUAUGAUAGUUGCUUUGCUAGUAACCUUCAGUGUAUAUAUGCACACAUCUGAUCCAUGCAUUUUCACCGCAGGUAAUUUGUUGUAUUCAGUCUCUUUCAAAACAAAACAUGCCAUUUGUAGGACACAAGGUCUGUUAGGCUAACUUUUAGAGUAAAAGAAAAAAAAACUGAUGCCCUCAAUUCCAUAUGGAUAUAUGAGAUGGCUUAUUUAUUUCUUCAUUCAGUGCUAUGUUGUCGAACUACGGAAGUGCUAUGCCUCAUGUGUUACAGAAGAAAAAGCCAUGUGUGUGCGACGCUUCAUAUAUCCUGAAACAGGCAUUGUGAGUGAAUGAAAUCCCACGAAUGCAAGGGCUGUGUGCUUUCUGGGGAGGCAUGUCAGUCUGUGCUUCCCUUUGAGUCGUUUCUUUCUUUGAAAUCGUACUAGUUGGAGUGCCGAUAUAACUGUGCACUUUAUUGCUGUAUAAUGUACACUGUGUAAUAUCCUCUUCCCUCAUGCUUAAGGUCCCAUGUUUGGAGAAGGAAAAAAUGAUACAAAUAAAUAUUUUCGCAAUGUU